UGGAGCUGGACUGACUGUGACAAGAACAGGAGAAGCUGCUCCCGGUGCCAGCUGACAAGAGGGUGAGGACCUGCAAAAGGACCUUUGAUAACAUAAUCCUUCUAUCUUCAUUCAGCAGGACCAGUGCUGACGUCACCACAUGAGCUAAAAAAGACAUUUGUCAAACAUGACGACGGAAUCUCCACGGCGCCCAAGCCGUUGUACGGGAGGAGUGAUGGUCCGGCCUCAGGCUGUCACGGAGCAGUCAUAUAUGGAAAGUGUUGUCACGUUUCUUCAAGAUGUUGUUCCACAGGCUUAUAGUGGAACACCUACAAUGGAGGAAAAAGAGAAAAUAGUUUGGGUCCGGUUUGAAAAUUCAGAUCUGAAUGAUACGUACAGGAAUAUGGAGUUUCAUGAGAUGCACAGUACUGGCAACGAUCCCCCUUUGCUUUUGAUGAUUGGAUACACAGAUGGCUUGCAGAUUUGGAGUAUACCGGUUAGUGGAGAAGCUCAGGAGUUGUUCUCAGUUCGACAUGGUCCAGUACGAUCUGCAAGAAUCUUGCCAUCUCCUCAGAUUAGUUCUUUAAAGGCUGACAGUUUUUCUGAAAAGAGACCACUACUUGGAAUGUGCAAAAGUACCGGGUCUUGCAGUACAAGCCAACCAUUCUGCUGUGUGGACUUAUAUUCUUUACGGACUGGGGAGAUGGUGAAAUCAAUUCAGUUUAAGACACCAAUCUACGAUUUGUAUUGCAACAGAAGGGUGCUUGUGGUGGUGCUGCAAGAAAAGAUUGCUGCUUUUGAUAGCUGCACAUUCACCAAGAAGUUUUUUGUGACAAGCUGCUAUCCGUGUCCUGGGCCAAAUAUGAAUCCUAUUGCUCUGGGGAGUCGCUGGCUUGCAUAUGCAGAAAAUAAGCUUAUCCGGUGCCACCAGUCUCGGGGAGGUGCAUGUGGAGAUAAUAUUCAGUCUUAUACUGCCACAGUUAUCAGUGCCGCUAAGACUCUAAAGACUGGCCUUACAAUGGUUGGAAAGGUUGUUACCCAGCUAACUGGUACUCUGCCUGCAGGAUCUUCAGAUGAAGACCUAUCAUUACACAGCAACACCAGGCGUAGUCCUCUUGUUCCUGGAGUUAUCACUAUUAUUGACACAGAGAAUGUUGCUGAAGGACAGGUUCUUGUCAGUGAAGAUUCAGACGGUGAAGGCAUUGUUGCCCAUUUUCCAGCUCAUGAAAAACCAAUCUGCUGUAUGGCAUUCAACCCUAGUGGAAUGUUGCUGGUUACCUCAGAUACCCUUGGACACGAUUUCCAUGUGUUUCAGAUCCUUACUCAUCCAUGGUCUUCUUCCCAGAGUGCUGUUCAUCACUUGUACACUCUACAUCGUGGAGAGACUGAAGCUAAAGUGCAGGACAUUUGCUUCAGCCAUGACUGCCGAUGGGUGGUGGUGAGCACUCUUCGUGGCACUUCCCACGUAUUCCCAAUAAACCCAUAUGGUGGUCAGCCAUGUGUCCGGACACACAUGUCUCCCCGUGUGGUAAACCGCAUGAGUCGCUUUCAGAAAAGUGCUGGCCUUGAAGAGAUUGAGCAGGAGCUUACUUCAAAGCAAGGGGGCAGAUGCAGUCCUGUGCCAGGUUUGUCCAGCAGUCCAUCUGGUUCUCCCUUACAUGGCAAACUUAACAGCCAAGAAAACUACAAUAAUUUUACCAACAACAACCCAGGAAACCCACGACUGUCACCUCUUCCCAGUCUGACUGUGGUGCUUCCACUUGUUCAAAUAAAGCAGCCCAUGACAUUAGGAACUAUCACAAAACGCACAGGUCCUUACCUGUUUGGAGCAGGAUGUUUUUCCAUUAAAGCUCCUUGCAAAGCCAAGCCAGCUCCACAGAUUUCCCCAAGUAAGUCCACAGGAGGAGAGUUCUGUGUUGCUGCUGUGUUUGGCUCCUCACGGUCCUGGUUUGCCAGUAACCAAGGGAUUAAAAGAGACAAAGAUCAAUCCAAGCAGUAUGUGGUGGAAUCACUGUACAUCAUUAGCUGUUAUGGAACUCUAGUAGAACAUGUGUUGGAACCUCGUCCUCUGAGCACUGCACCGAAGAUAAGUGAUGACACACCUCUGGAAAUGUGGACGUCGCCACGGGCCAGCUGGACUCUAGUUAGGACUCCUCAGUGGAAUGAACUACAGCCACCAUUUAAUGCAAACCAUCCUUUGUUACUGGCCUCAGAUGUGGUACAAUACUUUCAAUAUCUGCUAGCUGGCUUGGUGCCACCUGGAAGUCCUGGUCCCCUCACACGGCAUGGCUCAUAUGAUAGCUUAGCCUCAGACCACAGUGGCCAGGAUGAUGAAGAAUGGCUUUCACAGGUGGAAAUAGUCACACAUACAGGACCUCACAGACGAUUGUGGAUGGGACCUCAGUUUCAGUUUAAAACGAUCCAUCCUUCAGGCCAAACAACUGUGAUCUCUUCUAGCUCCUCAGUCCUCCACUCACAUGCUCCAAGUGAUACCCCGCAGCCUUUGCUGGAGUUUGACACAGAUGAUCUUGAUCUAAACAGCCUUAGAAUCCAACCUGUUCGCUCUGAGCCUGUAAGCAUGCCAGGAUCUCCUCGGCCUACUGCUGAUCGCAGAGGGGGCUCUACAGUUAUUGAUGCCACCUCAGGUUCCUAUGAUAGAAGUGUGACACUGCUGGAAGUAUGUGGUAGCUGGCCAGACAGCUUUGGUUUACGCCAUAUCUCUUCUAUUGAAAGCACUGAUGAGGGUCUCCGUGAACGUUUGGCCGAUGCCAUGUCUGAAUCCCCAAACCGAGAUGUGGUGGUAUCAGGAACAGGACUUCAGCGAGACGGAAGCAUAGAGACUCUAAGUAACAGUUCUGGGUCUACCAGUGGCAGUAUACCACGCAACUUUGAUGGUUAUAGGACAACUCUCCCAAGCAAUGAAAAUCAACCUUUAAGCCUAUUCCCCUCAGGACUUCUAUAAAACACAAUGUGACAGAAGAGAGAUUUCGAUCUUAUUAAUGUUUUAACGCAGCUUACUUUUGAUUAUCCUUAUUGGUAUCCAUGUCACAAGUAGUUUAGUGUAGUUUGGAUAGAUUUAAGAAUAUUAGAACAGGAUUCUUUCCUCCUAGUCUUCUUUGGGCAUCAGUGCUUUGAUAGUAGGAUUUGCUUGAGUAGUAGUAGUAGUAGUACACAGACAAUCGUAAUGUGAUUUCUACCUGCAUACAGUAUGUACUGUGCAGUGGCAUGACAUACACUGGCAAUCAUGGCAUAUGUAUUUAUUUGGGAAAUGCACACUCGUAUUGAACAAGAUUACUGUAAUUAGUAGCAAACAUGUAAUGUUCAGAUGUACUACUGUGCUAAUGAUUACCUAUGAGAUUACUACAGCAGGUUUAGCCAUUGUAUCGCCAUUUUGUUAUUUACCAGUAACCAAGGUGAAUGUUUGUGUAAUAACCUACAAGAUAAUGAUUGUAGCAUUUCCACACUUUUUCCAUUAUACCUGACACAGCAUACAUGAAUAUGAACAAAAGUGUCCUAUUAUGACACAAAUUCCUGACUUCAGAACCCUAAUGUUCUCAUCCAAGCCACUGAGUCUGUUAUGUUUUCCAAAUUGGGAUAUACAGCUUUAAUCUAAGGGGAUCAAGUAGUAAUAAAGAGAAAGAGGAGAAGUCCUCUGGUUCCUCAUUGCCACUGGAGAAAUUUAUAAAUUACAAGUUAAUAUGCUAUUCUAUGCUGAUGCUAUAUUAUUGCAUGCUGGGGGGUGUUUUACUCUAUAUCUAUUUCUAGCGUUCCUUACUGACAUUAUAGAAUUAUUUCAGCAACAGCUGAUGUGCAUAUGCUUGGCUCCUUUUAUUGCCUAUCCAUGAUAGAAAAUAUAUUCUGAAAUACCCAUUUUAUGCCUGUGAAAAGUAUUACUAUGAAUUAAUACUUGCAUUGCUGAUAAUAUAAACCUAAAGUGGAACCUAAUUUAAUUCCCCCCCCCCCCCCCCCCCAAAAAAAAACAGUGCUACUCUUGUCCAUGAGCUGGGCUGCGAUACCAAACAUAACCCGUGGACAAGAGAUGUGCUGUCUCUGGUAGAACUUAUUUCUUAGUUUGCACAACCUCUUUAACCUUUUUUUACUGUUACUGUAUAGCAGUUUGAUGAAUCUGACAACUAACGUCUUUUUAUCAAUGCUUAAUUAUACUGUAUCUCUUGAUCAAUGUGUAAGAAUAGUCAACUGCAUAAUAACAAAGCUUUUUUGUUGUUGUGUACAGCCAAUAUAAAAAGUCAAAGUCUAAAGGUUUUUGAAGACAUAAGUUGUAUGAGAAUAUACUAUGCACAAUGGCCUUCAUCAACUGGUUCUUGAUAGGUCAUUCUGGUAGGUAGAAUUAAAAGGGUUGGCCCAUCUGGAACAUUGAUGACAUAUCGCUAGGAUGUGCCAUCAAUGUCAGAUAGGUGUGGAUCCUAUCUCUGGGACUCACUACUAUCUCUAAAGUGAAGAAGAGCAUAAGAAGUGUUCACAGUGUUCUCUCCAUUCAUCGCUAUGGUAGUUCUUAAAAUAGCCAAAUGAGGGCACUCAGCUGUUUUCGGAAGUCCUAUAGCGGUGAAUGCAGUAUGCUCCAGCACAUUUCCAUUCACCGCUAUUGGACUGCUGGAAAUAGCCAACUAUUUUUGCAACUCCUAUAAUGGUUAACUUACAGUUGCUGCACAUGCACACUGGGCUCUCCUUCACUUCAGGGAGCCUGUUCAGGAGAUAGGUCUGGGUCCCAUGUCUGGGACCUGCUCCUAUCUGACAUACUAGUGAUAUGCCAUCAAUGCCCCAGGUGGGCCAACCCCUUUUAAUUCAGGAUAGCCAUAGAUUUGAAAUAGGUUGGUUAUUUGGGGAAACACUUGGCUUUUCUGAAAUAGAACAUUUUAUUGGACUAAAAAUCAGCAGUUACAAUAUGGAUCCCAAAUUUUCCGCUCUCUUGCUUUUAAGUAAUUUUUUUGGGUGAUCUGUGGAUUUUAUGCUUCUUUAUUACAAUGUUAUCAACUGAUAAACUUUGCUAUUGUUAUGAUUCAGGGUCCUUUUACAUGGACAGAUUUCCUGACCAGCAACAGUUUCAUUACUGUCGGCAGCACAUUCCUGUUUACAUGAGGAAGUGUGUUGCUGUACAAAAGAUGUGAUCACUGGGUAUGUUUUCAUGAGACAAUGACCAUAGAAACGCCUGAUCAUCAGCCCAUGUAAAAGGGACUUAAUGAAACCUGUAUUUCCAUUUCAUGGUGUAAGUUAAAUUUUAUCUAUGAAUUUAAAAUAAAGAUGUAAAAAUUUUAAUAAAGUAAUAUGUCUUUGUUCACA
Bufo gargarizans (Asiatic toad) is the source of this 5277-nucleotide messenger RNA. RefSeq names its product BCAS3 microtubule associated cell migration factor (gene BCAS3). Gene Ontology annotation, biological process: response to starvation; autophagy. The record is from RefSeq and is a predicted model, not a curated record. Gene Ontology annotation, cellular component: cytoplasm. Bases 167 to 2941 code for a protein of 924 amino acids. The transcript is spliced from 26 exons. Gene Ontology annotation, molecular function: protein binding. NCBI's taxonomy places the organism in Eukaryota, Metazoa, Chordata, Amphibia, Anura, Bufonidae.